Messenger RNA from Beta vulgaris subsp. vulgaris (sugar beet), 944 nucleotides. RefSeq lists its product as hypothetical. NCBI's taxonomy places the organism in Eukaryota, Viridiplantae, Streptophyta, Magnoliopsida, Caryophyllales, Amaranthaceae. The transcript has a single exon. The record is from RefSeq and is a predicted model, not a curated record. Bases 165 to 740 code for a protein of 191 amino acids.
CCCACCACUCUCUUCACUUCAUUCUUACAGCUUCAAGACAUCUUGAACAAACAACACAACAAAUUGUCCAAAAAUUGUGCAAAAAUCAUCAAGAUUUUGCUACCAAUUUGAGCUAAAUCCACUCAUAACACACCCAAAAAAGAAAUCCCAUCAAAAAUCUCAAAAUGGGUCUAACAAUUGUUUCUCCAUCAAGCUCAGAACCUCAUUUCAAGACCAAAAAACUGUUUCUUUUCAGCAAUUACAUGCUCUUAGCAUCAGCUUCAAGCUGCAUUUUCCUUACCCUCUCCCUCCGUCUUAUCCCAUCGCUUUGCGGCUUCUUCUUCAUCAUCCUCCACCUCCUCACCAUCCUAGGGGCCUUAGCCGGGUGCCACGCCGCUAGCACGGGUGGCACCCGAUGGUAUGGGGCACAUAUGGCCGCUACAGUCCUUACAGCCAUCUUCCAAGGUUCGAUCUCGGUCCUGAUUUUCACAAGGAGUGAUGAUUUCUUAGCAAGUCUUAAAUCAUAUGUGGAAGAAAGUAGUGGUGUAAUGAUCUUGAAAUUGGCUGGUGGACUUUGUGUAGUGAUGUUUGUAUUGGAGUGGGUGGUUUUAACUGUUGCAUUCUUCUUGAAGUAUUAUACUGUUGUUGAAGGUUCAGGAAAUCAUGUUACUUUAGGUGGUAUGAAGAAAAGUAGUGCUAAAGUUGGAUCAACUGAUGAAGAAUUGGGGUAUUUACCUUACCCUUCUGCUUCUCUUCAUUAGAAUUUUGACAAGAUAAAAGGGGCAUUGUUGUUAGAUGCCACAUUAUAUUGGUUGUUUUAGUUUCAUUCUUUGAAUUUAUAUUAUGUAGUUGGUAUUGAAAUGUUUGUAAUUUUGAUGUUGUUUUGGUCUUACUAUUAUAGAUUGUGUAAGAUUCUUUACUACUAUAUCUAUAUGAGCAAAUUGAGUUUGCAUAUUCUUUUAUCA